UUGCCUCUCCGCCGAAUACUUACGGUCGCCCGCGCGGGAGCCUGCACCCCGCGAGGCCGGCCGCCGCCUCUGCUCUGGAAUUCCUGUGGGGACCCCCGAGCGUCCCUUCCCCCGCCCGCCCAAGUCUGAGACCACUGGCCGACGCCCCCUGCUUGGGGCGGAACCCGAGCUGCGCAGGUUCCUGGCGCCGGGCUGGCUGCCCCCCCUCCAGAUCCCGCAACCGCAGCGCCCCUGCGCAGCGCCCAGCCGAAGCCCCCUUCCAGGCCCAGGCGUCCCCCUCCCACGGGGACUCCGUCUCUAUUUUGGGGAAAGGGGAGGCUCAGCGGAAGCCCCGAGUUAUAAUUAGCCUCACUCGGGUUUCCUAGUUAAUCUCCAGCACCACCACCACCACCCCCCAACCGCAGGGCGGCGGGUGUUGGCUGGGUGAGAGGUGACCGCCGGGAGAGGGGGGGAGUUCCGACCCGGGGAAUUUUGAUCCCUUGGCUGGAGAUGCCGGAACCGCAGCAGCUGCUGCCCCAAAAUAGCCCCCUCGCCCCUGCAGCCGGGGAUCUCCGGAGCUCCGAGAAGACAGGCGUCCGGGUUCGCCCUUCAGACCCCUCCGCAAGGCCCGCGAGCCUCCAGACCCCCGCCCCAAGUUCCCGGCUCCCGGACUCGGGGCGGGGAGCGCCGUCCUUUUCUCGGUCUCUACUGCCCCCCACUGGCGGCAGCGUGCCCCUCAGCAUCGGAUGGAUGGGGGACUCGAGUCCUGGGGGGGACGGGGCUGACGAGCCUGUUCCCUGAUGCUGGGCGAGGCGAGUGCGCAGCUGACCGGCACCCACGGGUACCCCGUGCCGGACAGCGGAUGAGGAAGGGCAGGGUGGGGCAGGGUGUGGAGUAAGCGGGAUUUGGGGUGCCCCGGGACCUGCAGCUCCCACACCCUUGAAUGCCCAACCCACCCCCCAGGGUCCCCGACCCUGGCCAACGCCAGAGAGCCUGCGCCUUCACGCCACCGCAAGCUUCCCCAUCAGCGCCUCCCGUCAGUGAGGGCCCCGCCCCUGUCGGGUGGCCUGUGUGUGGACUGCGGUCUCUGGUGUGGGUGCCCACACUGCUCACGCGGGGCCCAACGCAGUCCACCCCGUUGGGGGAAGGAGGUGAGGGUGGUGGGCCCUCUGUGGGGCAGCUUCGGGAAGGUAUUGCCCCCAUCUCUGGCCUCAUCUGGGUUCCCUGCGUUCAUCUGUCUGGGUGUUGUGUCUGUGUGCCUGUCUCUGUCCCCUCUUGCUUCUCCCUGUCUGCCUGUGUCCUUGUCUCUGCCUGUCUCUCUCCAUUUCUCUCCCAACCUGCCCCACCUCCUCUGCAGCUCAGUGAUAACCCCUGGGUAAGAGUGUUACCUAAUCAAUCUCCUUGCUCCUGGCAGCCUCCGGCCUUCACCCUCUGCCUUUCUUUCUCCCAGCAGAGCCUGCCUGCCCUGGCAGCCAUGAGGCCCCCCUGGUGUCCCCUGUACAUGCCCUCCCUGGCUGCCCCAAUCCUUCUCCUCCUCCUCUUCCUCCUGGGAGGAGGGGCAGAGGCUGAGGACCCAGAGCUGCUGGUGACGGUCCGUGGGGGCCAGCUGCGGGGUGUCCGCCUAAUGGCCCCUGGAGGCCCUGUCUCUGCUUUUCUGGGCAUCCCCUUCGCAGAGCCACCUGUGGGCCCCCGUCGCUUUCUGCCACCGGAGCCCAAGCGGCCCUGGCCAGGGGUGCUGGACGCCACAGCCUUCCAAAGUGUCUGCUACCAAUAUGUGGACACCUUGUACCCUGGCUUCGAGGGCACCGAGAUGUGGAACCCCAACCGCGAGCUGAGUGAGGACUGUCUCUACCUCAACGUAUGGACACCAUACCCCCGGCCUGCGUCCCCCACCCCUGUCCUCAUCUGGAUCUACGGGGGUGGCUUCUACAGUGGGGCCUCCUCCCUGGACGUGUAUGAUGGCCGCUUCCUGGCCCAGGCUGAGGGGACCGUGCUGGUGUCCAUGAACUACCGGGUAGGAGCCUUUGGCUUCUUGGCCCUACCAGGGAGCCGGGAGGCCCCAGGCAACGUGGGUCUACUGGACCAGAGGCUGGCACUGCAGUGGGUACAGGACAACGUGGCACCCUUCGGAGGAGACCCAAUGUCAGUGACUCUGUUUGGGGAAAGCGCCGGUGCCGCCUCAGUGGGCAUGCACCUGCUGUCGCCUCCCAGCCGGGGCCUGUUCCACAGGGCUGUGCUACAGAGUGGUGCACCCAAUGGCCCCUGGGCCACAGUGGGUGUGGGAGAGGCCCGCCGCAGGGCCACACUGCUGGCACGCCUCGUAGGCUGUCCCCCCGGCGGUGCCGGUGGCAAUGACACAGAGCUGGUCGCCUGCUUGAGGACACGGCCAGCUCAGGAUCUGGUGGACCACGAGUGGCACGUGCUGCCUCAGGAAAGUGUCUUCCGCUUCUCCUUCGUGCCCGUGGUGGAUGGAGACUUCCUCAGUGACACACCCGAGGCCCUCAUCAAUGCUGGAGACUUCCACGGCCUGCAGGUGCUGGUGGGUGUGGUGAAGGAUGAGGGCUCCUAUUUUCUGGUUUACGGGGCCCCAGGCUUCAGCAAAGACAACGAAUCUCUCAUCAGCCGGGCCCAGUUCCUGGCCGGGGUGAGGGUCGGGGUCCCCCAGGCGAGUGACCUAGCUGCCGAGGCUGUGGUCCUGCAUUACACAGACUGGCUGAACCCUGAGGACCCCGCACGCCUGAGAGAGGCCAUGAGUGAUGUGGUGGGCGAUCACAAUGUCGUGUGCCCCGUGGCCCAGCUGGCUGGGCGACUGGCUGCCCAAGGUGCUCGGGUCUAUGCCUACAUCUUUGAACACCGUGCGUCUACGCUCUCCUGGCCCCUCUGGAUGGGGGUGCCCCAUGGCUACGAGAUCGAGUUCAUCUUUGGGCUCCCUCUGGAACCCUCGCUAAACUAUACCGCCGAGGAGAGAACCUUUGCUCAGCGACUGAUGAGAUACUGGGCCAACUUCGCCCGCACAGGGGACCCCAAUGACCCCCGAGACCCCAAAGUCCCGCAGUGGCCACCAUACACGGCGGGCGCGCAGCAGUAUGUGAGCCUGGACCUGCGGCCGCUGGAGGUUCGGCGAGGGCUGCGCGCCCAGGCCUGCGCUUUCUGGAACCGCUUCCUACCCAAAUUGCUCAGCGCAACCGCCUCGAAGGCUCCCAGCACCUGCUCAGGCCCCGCCCACGGGGAGGCUGCCCCGAGGCCCAGGCCCGGCCUUUCCCUGCCCCUCCUUCUCCUCCUCUUCCUCCUCCUCUCCCGACUCCUGCGGCUGUGACCGAGGCCACUUACCCCUCCGGCCUCAGGGGGCCCCUCCUCUAAUGAGUGGUCGGACAGUGGGGAAGGGCCCCACUCAGGGAUCUCCGACCCAGCGCACCCUCCUUCCUCAAACAGAGAGACUCAAACUGGCCAGUGCUGCGAGGGGGUGGUGACUUAUGACCCGUCUCAGGAACCCACACGACUCUGUUGUUUAAAUGGAAUUAUUUGGAG
Molecule: messenger RNA, 3507 nt
Organism: Panthera uncia (snow leopard)
Lineage: Eukaryota; Metazoa; Chordata; Mammalia; Carnivora; Felidae
Gene: ACHE
Product: acetylcholinesterase (Cartwright blood group)
Exons: 4
Coding region: 923-3295 (790 amino acids)
Biological process (GO): choline metabolic process; acetylcholine catabolic process
Cellular component (GO): plasma membrane
Molecular function (GO): acetylcholinesterase activity
Source: RefSeq, a predicted model, not a curated record